This is a messenger RNA of Coffea eugenioides, 1741 nucleotides long. Its product is annotated as glucan endo-1,3-beta-glucosidase 5. Gene Ontology annotation, molecular function: hydrolase activity, hydrolyzing O-glycosyl compounds. Gene Ontology annotation, cellular component: plasma membrane. The transcript is spliced from 2 exons. The record is from RefSeq and is a predicted model, not a curated record. Gene Ontology annotation, biological process: carbohydrate metabolic process. NCBI's taxonomy places the organism in Eukaryota, Viridiplantae, Streptophyta, Magnoliopsida, Gentianales, Rubiaceae. The coding region runs from base 65 to 1540 and encodes 491 amino acids.
AUAGUUGCACACCAGGCAAGGGACGAGAGAAACGAGAGCUUAGGGAGUUGAUUAGCGCGAAAGCAUGGAUUUUCGCCUAGUGUUUAAGCUGUUCUUGGUUUGUUUAUUAGGUGAAGUCUUGAUGGCAGAAGGGUUGGCAUGCAACUGGGGAACGCGGGUAACGCAUCCCCUUCCGCCUGAUAUAGCGGUGAAGCUAAUGAAAGACAAUGGAAUUGACAAGGUGAAGCUGUUUGAAGUCGUGCCUGAUGUCAUGGGGGCUCUCGGCAACUCAGGAAUUCAGGUGAUGGUAGGGAUACCAAAUGAUAUGUUGGCUUCCUUGGCAAGUAGUGUUCGGGUUGCUGAGGAUUGGGUAACCCAAAAUGUUUCCAGAUAUGUUUCCAGGAAUGGCGUGGACAUAAGGUACGUCGCAAUCGGGAAUGAACCGUUUCUGAAAACCUACAAAGACAUGUUCACCCAAACAAUAUAUCCAGCACUUGAAAAUAUCCAAGCUGCCCUGAUCAAAGCAGGUUUAGGCAGACAAGUCAAGGUAACCAUCCCAAUCAAUGCAGAUGUGUACCAAUCAGAUAGUGGCAUGCCAUCAGGAGGCAACUUUCGCCCUGACAUCCAUGGUUUGAUGAUCUCAAUUGUAAAAUUCUUAAGUGACAAUGGAGGCCCUCUGACCAUUAACAUAUACCCUUUCCUUAGUCUCUAUGCUGACCCUCAUUUUCCAGUCGACUUUGCCUUCUUUGAUGGCGCUGCAGCCCCUGUAGUUGAUGGAGGCGUCACCUACGGCAAUGUCUUUGAAGCCAAUUAUGACACUCUAGUUUGGAGCCUGGAGAAAAAUGGCUUCCCAAAUUUGCCUAUUAUUGUUGGCGAGGUUGGAUGGCCAACAGAUGGCGACGUCAAUGCAAACAUAGAAAAUGCUCGUAGAUUCAAUCAAGGUCUGCUCAACCGCAUAAAUCAAGGCAAAGGAACGCCAAAAAGGGCAAGCCCGCCUGAUAUUUACCUGUUUGCUCUCAUUGAUGAAGAUGCCAAGAGCACAGAACCAGGCAACUUCGAGAGGCAUUGGGGCAUAUUCUACUACGAUGGAAGCAUCAAAUACCCCUUAAAUUUGGCCAACAACAAGAAUCUCACAGCUGCCAAGGGCGUUCAAUAUUUGUCCAGGCAAUGGUGUGUCAUGAGGCCUGAUGCUGACCCUUCGGAUCCCAAUCUGCCACAGAGCAUAAACAAGGCCUGUACCUAUGCAGACUGCACAAGCCUUGGAUACGGAUCGUCUUGUGGGGGCCUGGAUGUUAGAAACAAUGCUUCUUAUGCAUUCAACAUGUAUUUUCAGACCAUGAAUCAGACGAAAGGGUCGUGCGACCAGUUCUCCAAUUUGUCGGUGAUCACUUCCAUCGAUCCUAGUACUCGAAUUCGGGGCGGCGCAUGUCGAUUUGAGAUCAUGAUCGACAUUGGAAAAGGCGGGAAGACUCGAAAACCUACCACUUCAUCAGCCGGAAGAAUGUAUAAUUCAAUCUUUGCCUCGUCCUUUCUGCUUGGACUGCUAGCUUUUGUCACUUAGUCCUACGUUGAUUGCAACCUACGCUGAAUAGAAUUUGGAUAUUCUUUGGCUACACUAUGCUUGAUUAGCGGAGUUGUUUUGUUGUUUUCCCGUUUACGUCCAUGCAUGAAUGUAACUUGUUUUUGUUCUUUUUUCCACCUUGUGGAACUAUGGAGAAGCUCUUGAAAAUGCAAGUAUGGAAACAGUUUCGAUUGGCUUGUG